CCUAAAUACAAAGAUAUGAUGGACGCAAAAAUGUCCAGUAAAAUUAGAUGCUCUGGAAGAGCCCUGGAAAAUGAAGUGAACACAAACAUAAGACUUGUAUAAACCGUCAUCCACGCCCAUCUUCGCAGCUUACAUCUCCUCUAUAUAAUUCAUAUUUGCGUACGAUUCCGUUGUAGAAAGUCUAUUUGAUUUGGGUAAGCCACCACUCCCCAUAACGCGUCUUUUACAAAUUGAUCGGAGUAAUUGAUCCAUCGGUGUCGUCAAAGAUGGAGAACAAGAAAGAAGAACCGGUGAUGGGGAUCCCCUACAAUUCCAAUUACCAACAUCCUCCUGUUUACGCUCCUCCACAACAGCAAUACUAUGUCGGAAAUAACCCCAAUUACCAACCUCCUCCACAACAGCAAUACUAUGUCGGAAAUAAUCAAUAUCAAUCCGGCCAGAUCCCUCCCAACGCCGUCGUCGGUGAUCCCAAAGGUGUGCCUCUUCAGCAGACGAUUUAUAGAGACACUCCCGCUCCCAUUAACUGCGCCUUCUGUGGCAGCUCCGGUCUCACCAGCGUCAGAUCAAAGAUAAGUCUGGCUGCUUUUGUUGGUUGUGUGACACCAUUCAUGCUUGGAGUAUGCUUUCUUUGUCCAUCAAUGGAUUGCCUUUGGCACAAGUAUCAUUAUUGCCCUCAUUGCAAUGAGAAGCUUGCUGAUUUUGAGAAGAAUGAUGCAUGUUUGGUGAUGGAUCCUCCAAGUUGGUAUCAACCAAGUUUUGCGUUGCCUGCAUAAUCAUGAACUAUUAUAAGCUUACAAUCUUGUCAUGUCUUUGCAUUCUUUUAUGUUGAAUGUUUUUUUUUCUGUAUAAAAGUCCGAGUGAAUCUUACAUACUUAUAAAGCUUGCAUUUUCCUU
Molecule: messenger RNA, 894 nt
Organism: Lactuca virosa
Lineage: Eukaryota; Viridiplantae; Streptophyta; Magnoliopsida; Asterales; Asteraceae
Source: the annotation of a GenBank genome assembly